Molecule: messenger RNA, 1221 nt
Organism: Cylicocyclus nassatus
Lineage: Eukaryota; Metazoa; Nematoda; Chromadorea; Rhabditida; Strongylidae
Source: the annotation of a GenBank genome assembly
AUGGCCACGAUUGCGGCCUUGUUCCUCGUGUUACUUCACCUUAGCAUUGCAAGAGGUUUCAGCAAAGUUUACUCACAAUGGAAAUGCGCGGAGUUGCAUACAUUGCCGCAAUAUGUUACGGCUUCAUAUUACUUUAUACUCAGAGAAUCUUGUGAACUACAUAUCUCAACUCGUCCUAUAACAGAGCAGCUAUAUCACGAUUCUCAUUCAAAUUGCUCAUCGGAGAAAAGUGGCCACAUGACAAAAACAGAGAACUAUAAAUAUAUACUCUUUGUGUGGGAGGACGACCAGUUGGCCAUUCUACGGCAAAAUAAAAUUUCUGCUUCUGCAGAGGUGGUCGUUGUGGACGCAACAAAAGAAUUACGGAAUAACAAGAGUUAUGGGAACUUUCGGAUCGCAAAGUUCGAAAACAAAAUCAAAUCAUUUGUAUUCAAACCCUUUAAAGAAAUUAUGUUCGAAACAUGCCAUCGUCAUCAUCAAGAUGAAGGAGGGAAGUUGUGGUUCCGCUGUUAUUCCCUCAGCGGCACUGAACUUACUGAGCAGACAAUCGAAUACGAGGGCAUAUCUGCAAUUGUUAGAAAUCAGCAAAAGUUCAACUUGCCGAAACGUUACAAUUAUAGCCGUUCUAUCGCAUCAUACAUAACAGAACUAGGAGGGCAUAGAUUAUGGGUACUAAGCGGCAAGACCCUUUAUGAUUUUGACUUGGAUAAAGUCGAAAGAGGCGCCUACAAUACAAGUAAUCCAUUAAUAUAUAAGAUACCAGAUAAGCACAGAUUCAAGACAAAAAAAUCUGAAAUUUUGUUCGCUGAUGCAUUUAGUAUUAUUACAAGACGUUGCUAUAGCUACAAAAUUAAAGGGUGCUUAUAUCGCUACAACAUACCAAGAGGAGAUAGAUUGAUAAGCCGUUGUAUAUACGACGAAAUGUUUGAUAUACAACCUGCGUUGCUGUCUAAAAGUUUCCGAAGCGAAGACUCAGGUGUCAAAAAACUCAUGCAAGACGAUGAAUAUGACAGCGUCAAGUGGAAAGGUUACAAUAUGGCCUAUGCGCCUGUUCUACUUCUAGGGAUAAUAACGAUAGUGUAUCUAUGCUUCUUCUUCUACUAUGCUUUCAAACCAAACCCUCAUAGCGAUCUUACGGAGCUUUCGAAAGUGAUGGAUGAACAGCUUUAUGAAUUGUCCAUUCUCACCAAAGAGGUAGCCGAAACGAUGAAGCGCAAAAAG